Molecule: messenger RNA, 1392 nt
Organism: Andrographis paniculata
Lineage: Eukaryota; Viridiplantae; Streptophyta; Magnoliopsida; Lamiales; Acanthaceae
Exons: 5
Coding region: 60-1211 (383 amino acids)
Source: RefSeq, a predicted model, not a curated record
UCGAAUCAGAUCCAACCAUUUGUUUCGGGUUUGAUUCACACUCUUUUGUGGAUCUCAAAAUGGCGACUGGAACUACCAAGAGGAUUUCGGCAGCGUCUGCUAGAGCUCAUACGCGACGAUCAAAUCCAGCUACUCCGUCGAGAAUAUCAGGGAUCGUCAAAAAAGUUCUGCUCGUUUUCGUUGUUGGUUUGCUGGCUUGGGGUUAUCAGACAGCACUUCCUCCUCCACACAAGACAUGUGGCUCCAAAGACGGCCCUCCAAUUACAGGGCCGAGAAUACAGCUCAAGGACGGGCGGCACCUGGCUUACAGAGAGUUCGGUGUUCCAAGGGAAAAUGCAAAGCACAAAAUUGUGUUUAUUCAUGGAUUCGAUUCAUGUAGGCAUGAUGCUUUAUGUCUAACAGGAAAUCUUCCCGAGGAAUUUAUCCAAAGCCAUGGACUCUACAUUCUCUCCUUCGACAGGCCUGGCUAUGGCGAGAGUGAUCCCAACCCGAAACUAUCAAUCAAAAGCACUGCUCUUGAUAUUGAGGAGCUCGCUGAUCAGUUGGGAUUAGGAUCUAAAUUCUACAUCAUUGGGUUUUCCAUGGGCGGGCAGGUCGCCUGGACAUGCCUCAAGUACAUCCCUCACAGAUUGGCCGGAAUAGCUCUACUUGCGCCUGUCGUGAAUUAUUGGUGGCCGAGCCUUCCUUCAAACUUGACGGGAGAAGUAUACAAGAAGUUGCUUCCACAGGAUCAGUGGGCUCUAAGUGUUGCUCACCAUAUGCCAUGGCUUGUCUACUGGUGGAACACUCAAAAACUGUUUCCUCCUUUGAGCCUUGUUGCUUUAAGACCGGAGUUACUUCCUAAAGUUUUUUCUCCCCACGACCUAGAGGUUAUGGCGAGCCGUGCUUCUCACAGACAUCUAUUCCAGGGGCAUAUAAGACAACAAGGAGAGUACAACUCCAUCCACCGCGAUCUAGCAGUUCACUUCGGCACAUGGGAAUUCGACCCCAUGGAGCUGAAGAAUCCAUUCCCAGAAAACGAAGGCCCCAAAGCGCACCUAUGGCAGGGAGACGAGGAUCUCCUCGUCCCUGUCAUACUUCAGCGCCACAUUGUCAGUCAGCUGCCAUGGAUUCAGUACCACGAAUUAACUGGCCGCGGCCACAGCUUCCCUUGCUUCGGAAAAAUGCCCGAAAACAUCAUUCAAUCUCUUAUCACACCUAAAAGCCAUUAAUGAUCAUACCUCCCACUGCUUCAUUUCAUUCUUCAGCUUUAUAUUAAAUAGACAGACAUCUUGCAAGAGCUAGGAAUAGUUCUUGAAAGAAUCUGCAGAUUGUUGUUGUUUUUUUUAAGGUUGUUAGCUUAGAAGAAGACAAGAACUUCUGCUAUAAAAUAAAGCCAUCUUAUUAGUAUUA